This is a messenger RNA of Purpureocillium lilacinum, 1848 nucleotides long. Its product is annotated as ATP-dependent DNA/RNA helicase. Lineage: Eukaryota; Fungi; Ascomycota; Sordariomycetes; Hypocreales; Ophiocordycipitaceae. The record is from RefSeq and is a predicted model, not a curated record. Gene Ontology annotation, molecular function: RNA helicase activity; nucleic acid binding; ATP binding.
AUGAAACGCAAGCUCGACCAGAACGACGUGCCGUCGCCGGGGCCAAAGGAGGAGAAGCCCACGGCCAAGCCCAAAGUCGCAGACGAGGACCUCACAUUCGCCGACCUGGGACUCGACCCGCGAUUAGUGCAGGCCGUCGCGGAACAGAGCUUUCUGAAGCCGACGCUCGUGCAGCGCAAGGCCAUUCCGCUGGCUCUGAAUGGGCAGGAUGUUCUGUGCAAGGCCAAGACGGGCUCCGGCAAGACUGCGGCUUACGUUCUCCCCGUGCUCGCUGGUAUCCUGAAGCGCAAAGCUACGGACCCGAGCGCAUCGACAGCGGCACUCAUCCUUGUCCCGACGCGGGAACUCUCCGAUCAGGUCUUCAAGGCCAUUGAGCAGUUCUCGGCGUACUGCGCCAAGGAUGUCCGGGCCGUGAAGCUGACCGACAAACUCUCCGACGCGGUACAACGAUCGCUGCUGUCGACGUCGCCCGACGUCGUCAUCUCAACCCCCGCCCGAGCCUGGUACAAUGUCAAGUCGAAUUCGUCGGCGCUCGACGUGAGUAAGCUGUCGCACCUCGUCCUGGACGAGGCAGACCUGCUCCUGUCAUACGGCUACGAAGAGGAUCUUGAGAACCUGUCCUGGUCGAUCCCCAAGGGCAUCCAGACAGUCAUGAUGAGCGCCACCCUGACGGACGAGGUCGAUUCGUUGAAGAAGAUCUUCUAUCGAAGCAACGUACCCGCCUUGCUCGACCUCGAGGAACCGGAUGCCGAGGGCGAGGGCGUGACGCAAUUGGUGACCAAGUGCGGUGAGGAUGAAAAGUUCCUGCUGGCAUACGUCAUCUUCAAGCUGCAGCUCGUCAAGGGCAAAUGCAUCAUCUUUGUGGGCGACGUCGACCGAUGCUACCGGCUGAAGCUCUUCUUUGAGCAGUUUGGCAUCCGCAGCUGUAUCUUGAACUCGGAGCUGCCCGUCAACUCAAGACUGCACGUCGUGGAGGAGUUCAACCGCAACGUCUACGACAUCAUCAUCGCCUCGGACGAAAAGGAGAUUCUCGGAAACGAGGAAAAGGCAGACGAGGAGAAGGGAGGAGAAGAAGCCCAGGAAGAGGGUGAAGACGAGGAUGGCGAGAAGCAAAGCCAGCGACCACAGAAGAAGAGGAAGAUGUCGAAGCGGGACAAGGAAUACGGUGUCUCGCGAGGCAUCGACUUCAAGAACGUGGCUGCGGUCAUCAACUUUGACCUCCCCACGUCCGCGUCGUCGUACACACACCGCAUCGGGCGGACGGCGCGAGCCGGCAAGGCGGGCAUGGCAUUGUCCUUUGCCGUACCCAAAGACCUGUACCGGAAGCACAUGCCGACGACAACGGCGACGGCGGAGAACGACGAGAAGGUCUUGGCCCGCAUCACGAGGCAGCAGGCCAAGAAGGGCAAGGAGAUUAAGCCGUACAACUUCAACACGAAAGAGGUGGACGCAUUCCGUUACCGCAUGAACGACGCGCUACGAGCGGUCACCAAGGUGGCGGUGCGUGAGGCCAGAACGCGGGAACUGCGGCAGGAACUGCUCAAGAGCGAGAAGCUGAAGAGGUACUUUGAGGAAAAUCCGUCGGAGAUCAACCACCUCCGCCACGACGGCGAGCUGAGGACGGCGAGGCAGCAGGCCCAUCUGAAGCACAUUCCGGACUACCUGCUGCCAAAGGAGGGCAAGAAGGCGCUGACGGAGGACGACAUUGGGUUCGUGCCGCUGCGCAAGGGCGGCAAGGCACGUGGGCAUCGCAAGGGCAAGGGCACUAACAAGCGCGGCGGGUUCCGGGCGGGCGGUCGCAAGAGCGAUCCGUUGAAGACUUUUAAGGCGCGGCGCAAGACGAAGUAG